This is a messenger RNA of Diorhabda carinulata, 2714 nucleotides long. Its product is annotated as RUN domain-containing protein 1. The transcript has 6 exons. The record is from RefSeq and is a predicted model, not a curated record. The coding region runs from base 163 to 1776 and encodes 537 amino acids. Lineage: Eukaryota; Metazoa; Arthropoda; Insecta; Coleoptera; Chrysomelidae.
AAAUGACAGUUGUGACAAUUCCCAAUCUGACGUUAUAUCUAAAACACAAUACAAAAAGCUGAUGUUAUCUUUUUGCCACUUAAUGUUAUUUUAACGAAGAAGUUAUGAAAAGUCUCUCAUCAUAAAUGAAAUAUAGGUUACAUUUAAUACAAAACGUUGACAAUGGAUGUAGGAAUAUCUGAAUACAAUUUGGAAGAACAACCAACUGGGGAACGAUGGGAUCCACUUGGAGCCCCUAACGAAGAAAUAGACAGUGACUUUAAACAUUUUGAUGUUUAUGAUUUUGAACAUCAGGAUCACAAUGUACUGGAGAAAAUCAGAACUUUGGAAGAAGAACAAGAGCUACUUAAUUCGUCUUUAUUUGCAUUGACAACACAUUUUGCCCAGGUUCAAUUUCGUUUACGCCAAGUUGUAAAUUCUCCACAGGAAGACAGAGAAGACCUAUUGAAAUCCCUAGAAGAAUUUGCUUUCCGCGGUAUUCCAGAUGUGGGUCAUGUUAAAGAACGUAUGGAUGAGGCCAGUUUAGCAGAAGCUGUGAGAUUGAGGAGAACACAACAAAAAGAAUUAAUUGACAAACUUAAAAGCCAGUUACGAGAAUUAGAACAAUAUGCGUUUGAAAAUGGAGAAGCUGGCAUUCCUCAAGAUAUGUUGGUUGAGAGACAAAGAAUUAUUCUUAAUGAAUUAAAGACCAGAAUGAAUUUAGAACUUGAUGAACAGAGUUUUUACCAGAUGUCUCAAGCAGAUGUUUGUAAGCAAAUAAAUAUGGCUUUCGAUCAGCUUGUGAGUCCUUUGAAAGUAAAAGAACAUUUGGUGUCACAAUUAAAAACUCAAAUAGCUGAUUUAGAAAGAUUCAUUGGGUAUUUACAGACUGAUACAAAACAUUCCAAAUGUUCUUGCCAAUUUUCGUAUCAUUCCUUAAAACAACCAUACAAAGGAGAAACUACAAUUGGUCUUAUACAAAGAACUGCUACAAUUUUACAAAUGUUUGCUGUUUUACAAUUGGGAUGUAAGCCACAGCACUUCACCAAAAAUGAUUUGAAAAAUUCCAUGAAAAUCAAUCAUUGGGGUGACCUUAGGGCGAAGUUGGAAAUGGCUAUUGCAAGAGUUAAAGAACUGGCAGAACAAAGUGAAUUCAGAAAAGAUCAAGAUGGUGAUUACAGCAGUGAUUCUGAUUCACAAAGUGUAUUAUGUAAUGUAAAGUUAACUACAGCAGUACGUAAAUACUUAGCUUCCUGUAUAAGAGAUCUAAUGCAACAUGGUGCUUAUGCUCCUCACAGCAACAGCCUUGUUCCAUUGAUUGGUUGUUUCCCUAGAAGAAACUCAUUGAGUGGUACCCAGAUUCAUGCAUGGGAGAUCAUUCUAGAAUAUUAUAAGAUGAAGAAUGGGGAAAAAUUCAAUUCCACCCCAGCAAGAAAGCUUUCGCAAAGUUUUAAUUUGGAUAUAGCUGGCGCGUCACCAUUUUCGAAUAAACAGAAUAUGUUAUGUUGUAUUGGCAGUAUUAUAUCCACACAUACUCCCUACAAAAGAAGUCCAGACUCUCAUUUCAAAGCAUUUAUUUGUGCUGCCCUCAAUGCAAACAAACUUGUACCAUGGUUAACAUUGAUAUUUACUUGUAACCAUCUUACGAAAAUGUAUUAUCAGCCUUGGAGUUACCUAGCUAAGACAGGUUUCCAGGAUAGUCUAAGAAGUUUGGAUACCUUGUCAGGAUUUAAAUUCCAGUUACCAGUGGAUCUAGCCAUUAGACAGUUUCAAAAUAUCAAAGACGUGUUUACAUAAUGUUAUAUUAUCUCAUCCAUCUAGUCAUUCCGUACUUAUAGUUUAUGUAUGUAUUUCUGUGAUUUACUUGAUUUAAGCCAUUCCAGUUUUUGGAUAGUAACUAAUAAUCUCUCAUCAAUGGAAAUCUAGCUCUGCAUUUUCAAAUACCUUUAUAUAAAUAAAAUCUCUAGCUCUUUAUAUGUUUUCCUCUUACAUUUUUUUUUUAUCAAAGUUUAUCUAGUUGUUAGUUUUUUGUUUUUAAUCCUGGUUAUAUGCCUGGACGAAUAUUGAAUUAAGUCUCUUUUGAAGAAGUUAACGUCUAUACAGAUAUCUUUGAUGAGCUCAUAAUCUUUGUAGAAAAGCAUAAUCUAUCGCCUUGAUGCCUGCGCAUUUGAAGUAUCUAAUCCGAAAUUAAGAGUAUUCAAUGCUACUAUUUAAUUUGUAUGAAACUCCUCAUAUCAGCAGAUACUAACUGGCUUCAUCGUCACUUUAAAUUGCAGAAAAAAAUUUCAAGUUCAGCUUGGAUUGGAGAUUGAGAGAGGGAGAAGGCAUAUUGUAGUUUUGACGAGAUUAACUUAGAUCAAAACUAUAAUUGACAGACUAUGUUUUUUCUCUUUGUAAUUGCAACCAUCAGACUAAAAGCCAAUCGACGGCUGUAAUUUGUUAUCUAGAGAGGGACUAAAGAUGAUAAAUUUUUAGAACGUCAAGAACUUCAUAAAUUAUUUUGUAAUAUACAGAGAAUUUCAGGGGCUCAAGACAUAUAAGAGUUUUCUUUUUGAAACUGAACAUUCUAUUUGUACCAAUUAUUCUUAACAUUACAGUUCUUCUAGAAAAUAUCAAAAAACCUGAAAAGAUUUGAGUUAAUUAUUGGGCACUAGCAUGUUAUUAAUGGAAGGUUUUAUUAACUUGAAAUUAUAAUUUCAUUCUAUUUUUGUACAUAUUAAAUAGUUCUACAUCUA